AAAAAUGAGAGCACUCAUCACAAUUUGCUUAGUGGCUGCUGUAUUUGCCGCAGAUACAAACAAAUUUGCUGUCCUCCUCCAAACUGGUACAAGAGGAAAUGAUGCUGUUGAAUCAGUGUACAACCUCUUGAGAGAUCUCAAGACAGAGAAUGUUAAUGUCUAAGCUGCUGCAGACAAAAAGAAUAACACUGAUGAGGGUAAGCUUUAUUUUAUUAUAUCUUUCUAGAAAUCUUUUCUUAAGUUAUUGGUGACUUGACAAAUGUCGCCUCCCUCAAUAAAUAAUAAUGGGAAGCCCUCGGUGCAGUUAGAGUUGAUGUUGAAGCCUAAGUCAGGGUAUGAUUUAUAAAUAAUUCUCAAAGGAUGGAUAUUAAUGGUUGGCCUGGGCUGAAGGCAGACUUGCUGAAAUCGAAAGAAGAAAUGCAUAACUCUAAGAUUAAAGAUGUUGGGCCAAUGGACUCUUCGUUAAAUCACUUGCUGAUCAUGCUGAUGCCAUCGGAGUAGUCACACUCUUGGAACAAGACGUCGCUGGAUUCCUCACAAACAAUGCUGGAGUUGAACUCGUUGAAAAAGCCUAAUCAAUCGCUGACAAAUUGUCUGCCUACAGUCACCUCUUCUAAUAAGACGCCCUCUAGAAAUUCCAAUCCCUUGCCGAAGUUAAGAGAGACGGAACAACUGGAGAACAAGUCCUUUCCAUCUUACAAGAUUUACAAGGAGAAUUGGAAUCAACACUCGCCACACUCUAAGAAUAAGAAAUCCACGCUGCUUUCGCUCUUGCCAAAUACGUUUCAGACACAAACGCUGAAGUUGCAUGGUUGAACUCCGAACACGAAAGAAGAACAAACCUUGUUGAAAAAUUGGAAACUGUACUCAUUUCCCCCUAAUCAUUUAGUAACUCCCAGCCGUCUUAGCCCAAUAAGCCAAGGCCCUCAAAUUAUGGAAAGAUUCAUUAAACGCCGUUGCUGGUGCCACUGCUGACUUGGAAGAAAAGAGAGAAUUCUAUGCCUCAGAAACCGUCAGAAGAGCCGGUAACUAUCUCGACAUAUAUUUUUAGAGGAAAAUGCUAUCAUUGAUGUCGUUAUCCAACUCUUCAAAGAUUAAGUCAGAUCAUUAGCUUCAUAAACAUCCCUUAAUAGACAUUGAUGGGAUUAUUCAUAUAAGAAUUUAUCUUAAUUCAUUCAUUC
Paramecium octaurelia is the source of this 1181-nucleotide messenger RNA. Lineage: Eukaryota; Ciliophora; Oligohymenophorea; Peniculida; Parameciidae. The record is from the annotation of a GenBank genome assembly.